Eleginops maclovinus (Patagonian blennie) is the source of this 3986-nucleotide messenger RNA. It is a transcript of the gene katnal1, whose product is annotated as katanin p60 subunit A-like 1. The transcript is spliced from 11 exons. Lineage: Eukaryota; Metazoa; Chordata; Actinopteri; Perciformes; Eleginopidae. Gene Ontology annotation, molecular function: ATP hydrolysis activity; microtubule binding; microtubule severing ATPase activity. Gene Ontology annotation, cellular component: microtubule cytoskeleton. The coding region runs from base 117 to 1598 and encodes 493 amino acids. Gene Ontology annotation, biological process: microtubule severing. The record is from RefSeq and is a predicted model, not a curated record.
UGCAGCCCACUAAUCGAGCCUCCUGUAUUCUUCUCACAGCGUCUCUCCAUGGUAACACUUUCCUCAACACUGGACCUUUGAUUCAAAGAAACUACACAAACAGGUGCUUUUUUUUAAUGCAGCUGUUAUUCAGCAUGAAUUUGGCAGAUAUAUGUGACAACGCCAAGAAAGGCCGUGAGUAUGCUUUGCUGGGGAACUACGACUCCUCCAUUGUGUACUACCAGGGCGUCAUUCAACAGAUCCACAAGCACUGUCAGUCCCUCAGAGACCCUGCACUCAAAGCCAAAUGGCUACAGGUCAGGCAGGAACUGCAUGAGGAGUACGAGCAGGUGAAAGACAUCAUGGGAACGCUUGAAGGCUUUAGGUCAGAGAAGCCAGUGGACAUCCUCGCCCCUCAAUCCGGGGAGAGACCUGAAGAUCCAGCAGUGUGGCCCCCUCCCACCCCUGCAGAACACAGGAAUCCUAUUGCAGUGAAGCGCCCCAACAGUGCAGCGAAGCAGCACAGAAAGGAGUCCCCUGCCCUGCAGCAUCGAGGGGCCGGGCCUGGGGGCCGCAACCCUAAAGCAGAUCGUCCAGGAUCCAGAGAACCCCGGGGCGCAAAGGCAAAAGAUGAAAAGGGGAAGAGAGGGGUUGGAGAAGCGCCAGGAGAUGUAGAGCAGAAGAGGUUUGAUGGCACGGGAUAUGACAGCGACCUGGUGGACUCACUAGAGAGAGACAUUGUGUCCCGUAACCCGAAUGUACACUGGGAAGACAUCGCUGAUCUGGAAGAUGCUAAGAAGCUGCUGAGGGAGGCGGUGGUGCUGCCCAUGUGGAUGCCUGACUUCUUUAAGGGAAUACGUCGCCCCUGGAAGGGUGUGUUGAUGGUUGGGCCUCCCGGGACAGGGAAGACCAUGCUUGCCAAAGCUGUGGCCACAGAAUGUGGGACUACUUUCUUCAACGUGUCCUCCUCCACCCUCACCUCCAAAUACAGGGGCGAGUCAGAAAAACUUGUUCGACUUCUGUUCGAAAUGGCCCGGUUUUACGCACCAACAACAAUCUUCAUAGAUGAGAUUGAUUCAAUUUGUGGCAGAAGAGGAACCUCUGAUGAACAUGAAGCCAGCCGCAGGGUCAAAUCAGAACUCCUGGUUCAGAUGGAUGGCGUUGGGGGAGCUAUGGAUAAUGAUGACCCCUCGAAAAUGGUGAUGGUCCUCGCCGCCACCAACUUCCCCUGGGACAUCGACGAGGCAUUGCGACGGCGGCUGGAGAAGCGGAUCUACAUCUCGCUGCCCACAGCUGUGGGUCGUGUAGAGCUUCUAAAGAUCAACCUGAGGGAGGUGGACGUGGCUGAAGACGUGGAUCUGGACCUCAUAGCUGAAAAGAUUGAGGGCUACUCUGGAGCAGACAUCACUAACGUCUGCAGGGAUGCUUCCAUGAUGGCAAUGCGUCGUCGAAUCCAAGGCCUGACCCCCGAGGAGAUCCGAGCUCUGUCCAAAGACGAACUGCAGAUGCCCGUGACCAUGGAGGACUUCACCCUCACUCUCAAGAAGAUCUCAAAGUCUGUCUCUGCUGCCGACCUGGAAAAAUAUGAGACCUGGAUGUCUGAGUUUGGGUCAGUAUAGAGAACGGUACAAGCAGAGGGAGCAGAACCUUGAAAGGAGGACUCUUAUGAGGAGAGCAGUGAAAACGAGCCACUCGGGAGUGUGUGAACAAGGUAGCACAUCAAGGAUGAAGAUUAUACAGAGGGCUCAGUUUACUUCAGAUGACUGUUGCAUUUGAGAAGACAUGAUGAGAAUGUCAGUGGCUUCACUCCUGCCCUUCCAGAUACUCUCCCCUCUUUGUAGCUAUGACAAAACUGUCUGUACAGAGACUAUCAAUCGCCCAGCUGCUGACUAAAUGAAGUGACCUAAAGAAGAAAGGGAAACUUUUAAUGUAACAAAGUAGCUAAGUAAACAGGUCGACCAAGGAACGGUACUUACAUGUUCGGCCCCGUGCAAGAAUCUAAACCGAAUUCUCUCUAACUUUUUCUGGGUUGUAAAAUCAACCUAUAAACUUUGCUCGUAAAUUGCCCGUUUCAACCUAAUGACUGACAACUGUUUACAAUUAUCUGAGCCUUUUUGAUCAUUUCAAUAAUCAAUUUACAGUAGCUAAAAUGGCUGUAUGCGUUCUGUCCUGUCAGGUUCCAUUUGUGGGCAAAAAGGGUUUAAAAAACACAAGAAACAAAACACAACUCUAGAAGUCGUAGUAGUUGUAUCAACCUGAAAUCAUUAGAAACUCUCUCAACAAAUUAAACAAAAAACGAUGUUCGCUGUGAAAGAUGUGAAAGAUGUGAAAAAUGGUAAGGUCGCCGUUCCAAAGAAUGCCAUUAAAACAUUCCAUUUGAUAGGCCAUGAUGUAGUUGAUAAUCAUUUAGAUUUCACCAUUAUAAUUCUGACUUUCUGGCAAAUGCAACAGUUUUACUUGAAUGCUGUUUUACAGGCCAUUUAAGGAAGAAAUAUGGUAGCAACAGUGAUUCUUGCACGAGGCCUUCUUUUUUUUUUUUUUUAAGAACAGUAUGUUUGAGCACUUUUAAUGUACUUCCUACAGGAACCCAUAUACUUACUACUGACUGAACACACUUGAAGAACCACUAUGUCUGUGUUAUAGUGUCUGGUUAUGUUUGUAUUUUUGUUUUAUUUUUAAUAUUUGUUUUUAAUUUGAGUUCUGUUGAUCGAAACAAAUGCAGUCAAGCUUAAAAAAGAUGGCUGCUUGACUCCUGGAUUGUUUAUUAAAGGACACGGUUAAAUCUCGCCUAAAACCAUGCCUACCGAUGGUUCCUGUUUUUGUAUGUGUUGACUUUCAAACUAAGAAUGAACUUGGAUAACUUGAACCCAGCAUGAGCAAAAGUCUUAACACACAUGGAAACAUUGUGACAGGGUUAAAAGCUUAGGAGCAACAUGAAUUUGGACUAAUCUGUCAGACUUUAAGCUAUGAUUCAACUACAACACAGAAAAAUACUUGCACAAUUAUAGAUUUUUAACAGUAUGAUCAGUAUUUCCGCCAUGGAGUAAUUUAGAGAUUUGCUCAUCUUUUUAGAUCUGUUGCAGCUUUUCAGUAGUAACAUUUGUAAAUACACAUGUAUAGAACAAUGUGUACAUUUGUCUGUGUAUAUUCUGCAACACUUAAACAGCUUAUGUACACCAGCUUCUUUUAUCCCCCUGUAUGUGCAGACUGGCUGUGCCUUGUUUGAGCAGAAACACUGUUCACCCUUUACUUUUCCUCAUUGACGUCAUUGAUAGGCUCUGGUAAAAUGCACUCUUCCCUAUUUUGCUUUUGUUUUUCGUUGCUUACUUAGCACUCAAAACACUCCUGCAUUUCCUUUCUAGGUCAGCAGGAGUGCAUCUGACAUUUGAAAGGUCUUCUCCUGUCUAUUUCUUUUUAAAAUGUGGGACAGAUAGUAGACAGCACUCUUCUAUGAUCCAAUUGUUAACCCCUGUUGACCAUCUGUCAUUUGUUGAAUCUAAAACAGAUAUCACUGCAGGCUUUAUUGGUGGGCUGAACUCUUUGUUUCCAAUAACUUUGCAACAAUUGCAAUUGUAAGGCGGUUAUAAAUGAUUGAUGACCAAAAAGCAUAAUUAAACCAAAUAUUGAACUAAGGAAGGGAGCCGAACAAUCAUUCAAAACAUUGUGCAGCACAGUCACAUGAUAACACAUCGUUUUAUUCCAUGUGUGAUGUUUGCUGUUGUCGUCUGUGCACUAAUGAUGGAGUUUGUAGGAUGUGACAAAUCACUUGUUAAUUGGUUUUAGACUUGCAACAUAAGCAAGAAUAUUUAUCUGUUUAUGAACCUCAAAAUGUUUCUCCAAACGGCGUUAGAGGGGUGAUGAUUCAGCUUCAUUUAGGAGACUGUAGUUCAUGACUGUUGAACUGUAUUGCUUUACACAGAGAGGGUGUUGUCCUCUACAAUCUAAUGGCUUUGGUCAUUAAUCUACAUGGGUUGGGGAAAAAAUAAACACCUGUCAGCAUAAGGUUA